GUUCACCGGGUGUCUUGCUAGAAACUGAGUGCAGGCAGUAUGUAGGCAUCUUCCAUUCAGAAUGAACAUUAAUGUGUUGAAUAGAGAAGAAAGCUUUUAAAAAUGUAUUUGUCAAAAUUGCGUGGCUUUUAAAAAGGGAUAAAGAGAUGCUGAACAUUUUGUAUGUUAGCAUCAACUCUUUAUUUCUGUUCAGACUGUUAAGUUUUCAGAGGCUUAAAUACAAAACGAUUUAAGAAGAAAGGAAGAAUCUGCUUAGUCGCCUCUGCUGAAGAAGUGCUUCAUCACCCUCUUCCUCCCCCUGUCUCUCUGCAGCUCUCUGUAGGUUAGAGUCUGUGCCGGCUGCAGAGUGUUCAUGUGUUAGCUGAAUAGAGUUCAUUGGCAGACACAGAUCAAUACAGGUUUUCUUUCUUUCUCCAAAUUACAAAAUGCCAUCCAAAGAGUCUUGGUCAGGGAGGAAAACUAACAGAGCUGCAGUUCAGAAAUCAAAACAAGAGGGCCGUCAGCAAGAUUUAUUGAUAGCAGCCUUGGGAAUGAAACUGGGUUCUCAAAAGUCGUCUGUGACAAUCUGGCAACCUCUGAAACUCUUUGCUUAUUCGCAGUUGACAUCACUUGUUAGAAGAGCAACUCUGAAAGAAAAUGAGCAAAUUCCGAAAUAUGAAAAGGUUCACAAUUUCAAGGUCCAUACAUUCCGAGGGCCACACUGGUGUGAAUACUGUGCCAACUUCAUGUGGGGUCUCAUUGCUCAGGGAGUGAAAUGUGCAGAUUGUGGUUUGAAUGUUCAUAAGCAGUGUUCCAAGAUGGUCCCAAAUGACUGCAAGCCAGACUUGAAGCACGUGAAGAAGGUGUACAGUUGUGACCUCACGACGCUCGUGAAAGCGCACAUCACUAAGCGGCCCAUGGUGGUGGACAUGUGCAUCAGGGAAAUUGAGUCUAGAGGUCUUAAUUCUGAAGGACUAUACCGAGUAUCAGGAUUUAGUGACCUAAUUGAAGAUGUCAAGAUGGCCUUUGAUAGAGAUGGUGAGAAAGCAGAUAUCUCGGUGAACAUGUAUGAAGACAUCAACAUUAUCACUGGCGCACUUAAACUGUACUUCAGGGAUUUGCCAAUUCCACUCAUUACAUAUGAUGCCUACCCUAAGUUCAUCGAGUCUGCCAAAAUUAUGGAUCCUGAUGAGCAACUGGAAACCCUUCACGAAGCGCUGAAACUCCUGCCACCUGCUCACUGCGAAACCCUCCGGUACCUCAUGGCACAUCUAAAGAGAGUGACUCUCCACGAGAAGGAGAAUCUCAUGAAUGCAGAGAACCUUGGAAUUGUCUUUGGCCCAACCCUUAUGAGAUCCCCAGAACAAGAUGCGAUGGCUGCACUGAACGAUAUAAGAUAUCAGAGACUGGUGGUAGAGCUGCUUAUCAAAAAUGAAGACAUUCUAUUUUAAAUUUUUAAUUGGAGGGAAAAGAAAUGUUUUACAAAUGAAUGGUGUUUUAUAGUAAUUUAAUUGGCUCCAUUAGCUGAAUUAUUUCUUGGUUAGAGGUUUGGGAGAUGAAAAUGAAGGAACUGUCAUUUCUGUAGCUCCACUCUGCUGUCCUUAUAAAACAGUGAAUACACGCUUUCCAGUUCUAGUAAUCCUGGGUGUUUAUCAUGUUAUGAGAAACUCAAGCUAUAUUGCAUGAUUACCCCUCAUUUGGUAAGGAAACCCCAUGCAACAAACACAGACCUGCACCCACUCCGCCUCCGCCCUGGAUAGUCUGUGGUUGUAACCCAGCAUGUUUCACAGAGUAAACCUGUUGUGACUUUGCUUUUGGGGUCCAUGCCAUUGGUUUCUGCUGCUUGUACAAACAUGCGUGCACACAUACACACACAUGGAUAAACUGCACCCCUGGCUGUUGCGUUACCAUAGAUUAUAUCCUACUCUGACUUUUCACAAAGGAUUUCUAGUUUCUCUCAAGCUCUUCUCUAACAUUGUACUUUCUUUCCAGCAAAAGCAAAAUGUGCUUUCAGCUUUACUUUACCAAGUUAUCCUACCAAUAAAAUGUACAACACACAA
This is a messenger RNA of Fukomys damarensis (Damara mole-rat), 2039 nucleotides long. It is a transcript of the gene Chn1, whose product is annotated as chimerin 1. Gene Ontology annotation, molecular function: GTPase activator activity; ephrin receptor binding. The record is from RefSeq and is a predicted model, not a curated record. NCBI's taxonomy places the organism in Eukaryota, Metazoa, Chordata, Mammalia, Rodentia, Bathyergidae. Gene Ontology annotation, biological process: positive regulation of GTPase activity; ephrin receptor signaling pathway. Bases 426 to 1430 code for a protein of 334 amino acids. The transcript is spliced from 7 exons.